CUGGUAACUGCUUCCUACCUCAAUACUGGCAUGUGAACUACUGGUUAAGUUAUAGAACAGACACUAGACUGUCAAUUGUAGUAGUGUUUGCAUGUUGAUCUUGUGAAUGUGUAAGUGAAACACGGAACAGCUAGGCAUUUCCCCUGGUAUGGUUUUUUCUAUAAGAAUCAUAUGAUGGUAUUUUCAUUCAAUGCAUACAAAUAAAUUCAUUUUUUUCUCGUUAAUAAGUGUCAUGAGAAUGAAUGAAUGAAUGAAUGGUAUGUGGUGUUUGGAUGUUGCACGUAUGUCCCCACCUACACGCACACACACACACACAUCACAUGACAUAUUUAAAUCGGGUUAAAAUGCACAUGGACUCUGGUGGUUUUUGACAUGUGCUCUACACCUUAUAUAUACAUAUAUGAAUUACAUUGUGUUGUGUACAUUUCCGAUUGAGACUGUUUUUCAUGAUAAUAUUGUUUUCCCUUUCAUCAGAGUAAUUCAUGCUCGACACACUGGUGUAGCCCGAUGGACAUGUGGAGAUGAUAUUUUCAGUAAAGAUUUUAUCAUCAUUCCAAUUAAUGAGCAGAACUUUUUUAGUGGUCACUGGAUUGUUGUUAUUGUUUGUUAUCCUUGGAUGGUGGGAAUGCUCCAUGAUGUACAUGCUGAUGAAGACGUUGACUGGUUCAAAUUAAAGGAAGAAUUUUCUGAUGUUGACCAUAUUGAAUUUCCCCAGAAUGUAGAUUUAUCAACUAAUUAUGAAGAAUGUGUUGACAAAAUGCCUAUAGAUGAUAAGGGUGAGGCAUUUAAUCGGUGGAGAAAAAGACGUCUAGCCUGGCUUCGAAAGAAUGGUUACAAUCCGAAGUACGUUGUUUGUCUUCUUAUGUUGUCUGUACCUGUUCAUUUUGUAGAGGAGUAACAAAUCAAUCUGUUCUAUUGUUAAACACAGUCAUGAAAAAUUCUGAUUUUCUUUUACUUGAGAACAUGAAAAUAAUUGAACGUAUAUGUGUGCAUGUGUGUUUAUGCAUUUUUUCUUUCAUUCAUUCAUUCAAGAGAGUUCUGUCUAUCUGAGGUGAUUUGUGUGUUGUGUGAAGUAAUUGUUGGUA
Molecule: messenger RNA, 1085 nt
Organism: Trichobilharzia regenti
Lineage: Eukaryota; Metazoa; Platyhelminthes; Trematoda; Strigeidida; Schistosomatidae
Source: the annotation of a GenBank genome assembly